GGUGCGGGCGGGCCAGUAGUGCAACUCGAGUGCGACGAGGCCUCACCGCCGCCGGCGCCACCGCGCGAAGAGAGUCGCGUCAUCGCGCGGGUAUUGCGCCAUCCUGCGGCCGCGAGGCCAAGUAGUGCGGGAGCGUCGCCGAGCGUCGCCGACAUGGCGUGCGCGUGUCCGGAGUGUCCGGAGGCCGCCGCCGCCCGCGCCAGCCUCGCCGGCCUCGCCCCCGAGAGGUAGGCCGUACCGCCGCGCUCGGAUGCACGGCGGCCAGCGGGGGUUGCCUACCCCGCCGGGCGCUUCACCCGCGAGACAUGUCCGGUAUCAUCUUCGAGGAGGACGAGGACGACGGCGUGGCCGAGCUCGAGAGGAUCAUCGAGGAGUCCGGCGAGGACGAGGAGGAGGAUGAGGUGGAGGAGGACGUGGAGGAAGGUGUGGAGGACGACGGCGGCGGCGAGGAGGAGGAGGAGGAUGCAGGGGUGACGCGGCUGCCCCGCCCUCAGACCGCCGUCCCCUUCUCACUCGCCGGCCGGCGGAGGAGCAUCCAUUGGAACGACGAGACCCAGGUGCUGUCCUCCUCCAACGCCACCAGCUCGCCGGCCAGCUCCAGAGCGAGCUCCCCCGGCCGCUCGCGGGACGCGUCACCCCGCGGCUCCCCCGCGCCGGGCUCUCCCGCCCGCUCCCGCCCGUCCUCUGCCACCGCCGCCGCCAACAACACCCCCGCCCCCGCGCUGUCGGCCGUCUCCAGCUUCAGGCGGAGCCUCAAGCUCCUGGGGCUGCAGCCCAGGGAGCUCGGGCUGCCGGAACAGCCGUCGCCGUGUCCGCAGGGCGGCCUGCACGCCGGCCGGCAGGGCGACAGGAGGAGCAGGUCGCCAGGCCCCACGUUCACCACGAGACUCCGGUCGCGCAGCGUCUCCCUGGACGACCUGCGCGCGGCCGCGCAGCAGCAGGGCGCCCUCACUCCGGACAAAGACGGCGGCGUGUACCGGAUGAUCUCGAGCGCCGUAUACGAGGAGUGGUACUUCCGCAAGGAGCAGGAGCUGAUCGAGCGCCGGCGCCGCGAGCAGGAGCAGGAGAGGAGGAACUUGGAGGAGAUGGAAAAGAGGAAAGCCGAGAUGCAGAGGAAGUCACAGGACAAGUUCCAGGAGUGGCUUAGGCAGAAGACACGCCAGCUAAAGACGAAAGGCAAAGACAGUUCCGGGGCGGCCGGCGGCCUGGGGCCGCGGCAGGGGCAGGCGCUCAGGGCCACGCACUCGAUGCAGCGGCUGGUGACGCCGGAGCGCGCGGAGCGAGCCUUCCAGGAGUGGAAGCGCGCCAAGGAGGAGCAGCGCGCCCAGGGCGCCGGCCAGGCCAAGGGCGACAGCAGGCUGCCCGCCAGGCACGCUCGCCCGGGCGCCGGCGAGCGCCGCGAGGACGCCGAGAAGGCGUACGAAAUGUGGAGGAAGAGAAUCAAGGAGCAGGAGAAGGAAGAAGCGGAGAAGAAGAAGCGGGCAGAGGAGAAGCGACGGCAGGAGAUGGACAGGAAGGAGAAGGAGAGGAAAGAGAUGAACGAGAAGUCGUUUGAACGCUGGAAGGCGGAGAAGGAGCAGCAGAUCAAAAAGACUGAAGAGAGGACAAGGCGGAAAGAGACCCGCCUGGAGGCCAUGGAGCAAGAGAAACGCCAGCAAAGGCAGUACGAGGCCCAGCAAGCGUUCCUCGUGUGGUUGGAUGACGUGGAAGACAAGGAGGCAGCAGCACACCUGCAGGCGCAACAGCGGGCGCAGCUGCAGCACAGGGGCCGGGCGGCGGCGGUCAACGGGCCUAGCUUCCGGCCCGCGCGCCGACACAGCUGCUCGGACUGACUUAGGGUGGCUUAGGAGGGGUGCAGGUGCAGCACGUGUAUGUAACUCCCGUAUGUAAAUAACAAUGCACAGCAUUCUGUCCAGAUGAUAGUAUUAAUCUACUUCGAGGUGGGUAUUGAGUAUUUGUUAUUCUUUAUAAAAGGUUUUAAUGUUAGUGCUAGGCACAUUUUAAUACCAGAUAGUGGCGGUCAAAGUAAGGCGUUAUUUUCCUUUGGGUAGGAAACCCGUUUUUGCCUGUUCGGGUCAGUAGCACGGGUUGCCUACCCAACGGAUGAAAAGCGCCUGCGCUGCCCACCAGACAUAGUUCAAUGUCAUAUUUAAUUAGUUUUACAUUGUCGUUUGAAAACACGAUGAUAAGGUAUUCUGCAAUAUGUAUGUGAAUCUUAAAAUAGGCAAUCAUGUGGAUGAAUAUUUUAACUGAGAUAUUAAAACUUGGAAAGUUGUGA
Messenger RNA from Frankliniella occidentalis (western flower thrips), 2278 nucleotides. RefSeq names its product GRB10-interacting GYF protein 2-like. The transcript has 8 exons. NCBI's taxonomy places the organism in Eukaryota, Metazoa, Arthropoda, Insecta, Thysanoptera, Thripidae. The record is from RefSeq and is a predicted model, not a curated record. Bases 306 to 1832 code for a protein of 508 amino acids.